Molecule: messenger RNA, 738 nt
Organism: Cooperia oncophora
Lineage: Eukaryota; Metazoa; Nematoda; Chromadorea; Rhabditida; Trichostrongylidae
Source: the annotation of a GenBank genome assembly
AUGCGUGAGAUCGUCCACGUUCAAGCCGGACAGUGCGGAAACCAGAUCGGAGCAAAGUUCUGGGAGGUUAUCUCUGACGAACACGGCAUCCAGCCCGAUGGAUCAUACAAAGGAGAAAGUGAUCUUCAAUUAGAACGAAUUAAUGUGUACUACAACGAAGCUAAUGGAGGAAAAUAUGUUCCACGAGCAGUACUUGUUGACUUGGAACCUGGAACGAUGGACUCUGUUCGAUCAGGACCUUUCGGUGCUUUAUUCCGUCCCGACAACUUUGUCUUUGGACAGUCUGGAGCAGGAAAUAACUGGGCGAAGGGACACUACACAGAAGGAGCUGAACUUGUCGACAGCGUUCUUGACGUUGUUCGCAAGGAGGCAGAAGGAUGCGAUUGCCUUCAGGGUUUCCAACUCACGCACUCGCUUGGAGGAGGCACUGGAUCAGGAAUGGGAACUUUAUUGAUUGCUAAGAUCCGUGAAGAGUACCCUGAUAGGAUCAUGUCUUCUUUCUCAGUGGUGCCUUCACCCAAGGUUUCCGAUACCGUAGUUGAACCUUACAAUGCCACGCUUUCUGUGCACCAACUUGUGGAGAACACCGAUGAGACAUUCUGCAUUGACAACGAAGCACUUUACGACAUUUGCUUCAGGACACUCAAGCUUACUAACCCUACUUACGGAGAUCUUAACCAUCUUGGUAAUCAUUUCGUUCUUUGUUCAGUAUCAUACUGUUGUGUUGUGAGUCAGUGA